Molecule: messenger RNA, 1705 nt
Organism: Cuscuta epithymum
Lineage: Eukaryota; Viridiplantae; Streptophyta; Magnoliopsida; Solanales; Convolvulaceae
Source: the annotation of a GenBank genome assembly
ACGAAACAAAGAUGGGUGAGAGGAAGAUGAUGCAGCGUGAGAGAAAGCAGGGCCGCCGUAAAAAGGUAGAAACUCCCCAUCGAAAAAAUCGGCGAUGGUGGUGUUACGCAUUCCCUCGCCCUAAUCUUCCAUUCGAGACGACAAAUUCGUUGAUGGUUAAAGAAAGUAUUGGCGGAUCCGGCGGCGUCACCAAGUCAUGGAGAUCAUCGCCGUCACCUUGUCUUCUUCUUUCCACAUCAGCCGCCGCCGCGUAUCCGCCGCAGCUUGUGGAAAGGAAUGUUCCUUCUGUCGAAAAGCCCGAAUACUGGUACUAUGGAUAUUCAGAUUGGGACUUCACAAUUCCCUUCAAAUCUGUCAAGUGUUCGGCCGUGAAGGUCCAUCACAGCGCCUCCGGAGAUAACUGGACGGUCCCUGCUUUUGAAUUCCGCAGAGAUCAGUAUUACCGGCGUUACUAUUAUGACAUCGGCACGGUCCCAAGGGGGAGGAAAAUGAAAGAUUGCAAGGUAAUUGAUCCUUAUUCAUCAAGUAGUGAUCAUCCAUAUAUGGAGUUCACAAAUUUUAUUAGUUUUGAAGGAAAAUACUUUGCAAUCAGCCGGCAGGGGUGUCUCGCAAUUAUUGCCAAGAAUAGUACAGGUGAUUUUGAGAUUACUGCAUUAGGAAGUAAUCGAGUUGUUCCUUCAAAACCAUCAAGGCUCUUCAGGGAGUUCUUGUUGCAUUACAAAGGAGAAAUCUUUGUAGUUUUUUUAAUAUCAUGGAGAGGCGGAUCAUCGGUCAAUGUGGUGGAUGAUGUCGAAAUUUUACGAUUGGAUAAAUCGAGAUUGGCUUUUAGAAAGGUGGAGAAGCUAGAAGAUGAUACAAUGUUUUUCUUGGAAGAUAAAUAUUGCAUGGCAUUUUCUGCUAGCUUAAUUGGUUGUCACAAUGGAGGAAACUGUGUUUAUUUUACCACUACUACUGCUCAUGAUGAUGGAAAUGAAGGUGAAAGUCAUACUUGGUUUGUUUACGAUCUGAAGACAGGUUGCAUUUCACCUACAAAUGGACCUGAAAUUGAUCCUUAUCAUUAAUUUGGUAUAAUUUAUUAUCUCAUCGCAAUAUGGAUAUCUGUAAAGGAUGGAUGUCAUAUUUGUUUUCGUUUUCAUUUUGUUGUGUCUAGUUAAGCAGUGGGUUUCCAAAAUGGAACAGCCCAGUUCCCUUUAAGCAGUGGGUUAUAUCUAAUUUUUUUUUAAAAUUAGAUAUAGAAAUACAUGUAUAUGAUUGAUAUAAUAAUUUAUAAAAUGUAGGUAACAUCUUAAUGGUAAAGUAAUUUUGAACACCUAACACUUAGUUGCAAGAUCUGCCACUGUCUGUAAGGCACAACACCUUCGGAAAUUUAAUGGUCAUCAACCGGUGUGAGCUCUCCUGCUUUUGCCUUCUAUAGAUGGGAUUUCAAAAAUCAAUAUAAACAAAGGUAUGGCGUGAUAUACUCCCAACAGUUCAAGCUCUAAAUUUGCAAACACGAGCUUCACUGGGUAUGUUUGGUUCAAGAAAUGUCAGAUUACCAUGUGAAUGUCAGAUCGCUGGGUAUGUUAGAUUGAUGGGAAUGUAUUCAAUUUGUACUCAUUUGUGUUUGGUUAAGACUAAAGGAAUGCGACAUUAAUUUGUUUGGUUAAAUCAUGUACUAUCCUCCGUCUCUUUUUAAUCGCAACGUGUUGACUUUUUGCACUGUUCA